AUGCCUCCAGUCCCAACUUCCAUUCUCCGUGCCCUCUCCAUCUCCGACCCCUCCAAAGCCUCGCUCUCAACAGCAGGCCUAGGCUCUGGGUUUACAACUACAGGCGCAAUAAAAGCCACAGUGCCAGGCGCAGACGGGCAAGAUGAAGAACGGAAAUACUUCGUUAAAACCUCCGCCGACGGCAACGCCGCAAAGGAGAUGUUCGAGGGCGAAUACGAGUCCCUGAACGCCAUCGCGGGCGCAGUGCCCGGCUUCUGCCCCCGCGCAAUAGCAUGGGGUCCACUUGAAGAAGGGAAGGGGGAGAGCUACUUCCUGGCGACGGAGUUUCUGGAUCUAAGGGCCAGUGGACGUGGUGGUGAGUCGCUUGCGCAAAGGCUGGGGAGGCUGCAUUCUACACCCGCGCCGGUGAAUCCGGAGACAGGCAAGAGGAUGUUUGGGUUCCCUGUGCCGACAUUUUGUGGAGAUACGAAGCAGCCCAAUAUUCCGCGUGAAAGUUGGGCGGACUUCUAUGCGAAUGACCGGCUGUUGACGAUACUGGCGACAUCGGAGAAGCGGAAUGGGAAGGAUGCUGGAUUGAGAAGGUUGGUUGAGCAGACAGCGGACACGGUUGUUCCUGCGCUGCUUGGAGAUAAACAUCUUGGGUAUGAUAAGUCUGGAAAAGGGGAGGGUAUUGUCCCUGUUGUCGUUCAUGGGGAUCUCUGGAGUGGAAAUGCGGACCGUGGUCGGAUUGUGGGGAGUGGGCGGAAGGGCGAUGAGGAAGUUGGCGAUGUCGUUUAUGAUCCUUCGGCUUCUUAUGCUCAUAGUGAGUUUGAUAUUGGGAUUAUGAAGAUGUUUGGAGGGUUUGGAUCCGCGUUCUUCAAUGAGUAUCAUCGAAUAGUGCCCAAGACAGAGCCGGUUGAGGAGUAUGAAGACCGGGUCCGGCUCUAUGAACUAAUGGCCCCCGAACAGAAGCAGGACUCGAAGAACCCGCCCGGCUCCGACGUGGCACUGCCUGAACCGCCGCCCAUCCACCCGUCCUUCAUCCAGGUAGCGAAGCCGUACAUCUUCGAGCAAACCAUCCAGAAAUGCAUGGCCUCCAUGGCGAUCAAUCCUCUGCGCGAGGAUAAUCUGCGCCUGCAGGGUGUCACCUGGAUCGAUAAUGUUCGUCGCGAGCUUAAUCUGUAUGAUGCUGCUGCGGCUUCGCUGUUUAUCGCCUGCAAGAUCGAGGACACGCUCAAGAAGUCGCGUGAGAUUAUAUGCGCCGCGUAUAAUCUAAAGCAACCGCAAUCCGAACAAAUCUCUCCAGAUAACCAGGUGCUCGAUGAACCCGCCCGAGGCAUUAUUGGUUUAGAGAGACUUAUGCUCGAGAGCUCUGGAUUUGACUUCCGGACGCGUCAUCCGCAGAAAACUUUGAUUAAGCUUGCUAAGAAAUACGGACUUGGACCGCAAUCGGAGGUAUCGAACGUUGCUUACCGCAUUUCGCAAGAUCUCUACCGCACCUUUGCGCCGAUUAAGCAGACCACAUCCACAAUGGCAUUUAGCUGUCUCGAGCUUGCGGGUCGUUUGAUCGAACAACGGAUUGAAGCAGUGGAGAUUGGAGCAGACUAUGCGAGGUGGGAAACAAGUCGGGAGGAGGUCAUGGAAACCCUCCUUGAUCUCCUUGAGUUGUACACUCACCACCGCAGCUCUACAUCUGUCGGGCCUCACUUCCCUGCUGACCGAUUCCUUACUGUGCGGAUUCCCCUGAAUAAAGAAGCGGAAGAAAAGAGACUGCCACGCUAUACCCACUCGACAGUCGAAGGAAGUUCUCCAAAAGACUCGCGGAAGGGGCCAACAACCAAUGGGUCGGCAACUAACGAGAAGAAUGCAUCCGGCUAUCAUCCUCUUAUCCCAGCCACAGCCCACGGAGAACGCCCGAAAACAGGAGAGAGGGGCCGGGACGCGGCGGUGCGGUUUAUUGUCGAUUCUGAGUACGCGGCGGCUGAGAAGGCCCGUGUCGCCGAGUACUUCAAGGUUGAAAUGGAAGAAUAUGAGGUGGAAGAAUGA
Messenger RNA from Aspergillus versicolor CBS 583.65, 2025 nucleotides. RefSeq names its product putative fructosamine-3-kinase. Bases 1 to 2025 code for a protein of 674 amino acids. The record is from RefSeq and is a predicted model, not a curated record. Lineage: Eukaryota; Fungi; Ascomycota; Eurotiomycetes; Eurotiales; Aspergillaceae. The transcript has 5 exons.